Penicillium expansum is the source of this 1509-nucleotide messenger RNA. Its product is annotated as transcription factor domain-containing protein. Gene Ontology annotation, biological process: DNA-templated transcription. The transcript has 4 exons. Gene Ontology annotation, cellular component: nucleus. The record is from RefSeq and is a predicted model, not a curated record. NCBI's taxonomy places the organism in Eukaryota, Fungi, Ascomycota, Eurotiomycetes, Eurotiales, Aspergillaceae. The coding region runs from base 1 to 1509 and encodes 502 amino acids. Gene Ontology annotation, molecular function: zinc ion binding; DNA binding.
AUGAACAGCGAUGAACUUGAAGAAGAGGAAAUAUAUGCGGACUAUGCACGCAAAAAUCUUGCCCAGCGCGUGCUUGAGGCUCCAUCGCUUUAUCUUGCCCAGUCCCUCGUGAUGCUCUCAUUUUAUGAGUGGGGUACUGAGCGACCAUAUCAAGCCUGGAUGUAUAGUGGCAUGGCGACCUACAUGAUUCAAUCCCUUCUGAAAAUGGCAGAUGAUAGCAUGGAACACAAUCCUCAAGAAUUUCAUGCAUCCCAAACACAAUACGAACAGCUGGUCCGGACCUACUGGUGCUGCUUUGCGCAAGACUGCGAGCUGAGCUCAGGAGCCCGUCAGCACUUCGCACUAUCAUUCUCCCAGAUCUCAGUUCCUCUCCCCAUCAGUGAUCGGGACUUCACAUUUAAUCAUACACCAGCCAACAGAUUGAUGCCCGCCGAUAUGAAUAAAGACUGUUUGCUAGCGAAGGAUCUCACGAUUGAGCAUGGCCUCACAAUCGUCACUCGAGGAUUUGACAUAUUCGUACGAAUCCUAAGAUUUGCGAACGAACAUCGACGAUCACUGGCUUCUUUGUCUUCGAACGACUCGGCUUCCCCGCUCCUCUUGACAUGGCAGGCUCUUAAGGAGGAACUGGAUGAGUGGAGAUCUUUGCAGGAUGUAACAGUCCGGUUUCCAGCUACCAGCGUUCAGUCGCACGUGGCACUCGGGUACGGGGAGCUGUUUGCGUACAUCAAUCUGGUCCAUUGCAUGAGCAUCCUUUUCCUCCAUCGGGACCGCUUCUUAUCCAACCUCAAGCCCCAUUCCGAUGUUUUCCACGACACAAAUGAUGACGCGCAAGGCGAGCCCGAUACAAUCAAACAGCUAUUUGAGGUCGCUCAGCAGAUCGGGAGUAUCCUAAGUGCACUAGAUGCCUCCGGUGCACCCGUCAUAUCACCGUAUUCCGGCUUCAGCGUCUUUGUCGCUGCUCAUAUCAACAUGUAUGGCACAAUUGCCCCACAGCGAUAUCCGGGCGGCCUCAAACGAGCCGAGGAAGAAAAGACCCGAAAUCUUGUCUACCUCGAGCGACUAAGCAAACUUUGGCCCGUCGGUCGUAGCUGGUGGCGCACGGUCCAAGAAGCAAAUCGAUUCUACGAGAUAGUCAAGAGUAACCAAGCCCCCUCCGAGUCUGGGAUGCACAGUCCCAGGAGAUUCGCCCUUGCAGGUACCCUGGAUGAAUAUGGUGAUAUUCGAUCUCGUCCGAGUAGAGAUGCGUAUGCGACUAGGGCACGAACAUCUGAAUCCCAUGACACACACAGCUCUCAUGUUCGUGGAGGAACUUCGUCGUCGCCUGGUCUUGGUGGCGAAACGAACUUUCUUGCAAGAGAUAAUGCUGCGCUUGGUAGUCAUCAUGAUUUUGAAACUGAUAUGUUUCAAUGGCCAUUCAUUGAUGGAUCGUGGUCCCUUGGGUUUGAUGCGGGAUUGGAUGGGUUGUGGUCUAACUCGGGGUUGGUUGACCCAAAUCCGUCUCUUAGGUGA